CCCACUCCUCAUUCCCCUAUCACCAUGUACAUUUCCACUUUCACCCCUUUCAACAAACACAUUUUUUUAACACCGAUUCCGAGAUUUUCCAGACCACAACCUACAUUCAUCAGAAUUUCAACAAACACCCAUGUCUCGUCAUGUCCGGAUGCUCGGUGGCCAGAACCCAUCAGCCACCGAGCCAGCACCAGACACCAACAAUGCCGAUGCCGACUUUGUAGUCAUCAUCGCCGCCCUAUUAUGCGCUCUAAUCUGCAUCCUGGGCCUCCUAGCAGUGUCUCGCUGCACAUGGUUCCGUCGUAUCUCCGGCAUAGUCAUCAUCAACCGUACGGAUCAGUCGCUACCCGCUGCUGCUAACAAAGGCCUCAAGAAGAAGGUGUUGAAUACUCUUCCAAAGCUCACAUACUCCACGGAAACAAUGGCUGAAAAAGUCUCUGAUUGUGCCAUCUGCUUGUCGGAAUUCAAUUCCGGUGAUGAGAUAAGAGUUUUACCGCAGUGUGGUCAUAGUUUUCAUGUCGUAUGUAUCGAUACAUGGUUUGGAUCUCACUCUUCGUGUCCGUCUUGUCGCCAGAUCUUAGUUCCCGCACCGAGGUGUAAAAAAUGCGGUGACUUACCCGUUGUUGGAUCGACCUGCUCUGAUACCAUGAUAGCUGGUGAAACGAGUGGCUCAAUCGACAGGUUUUUACCGUGAUCAAAUUGAUUUAUUCCGGUUUGUAGUUAGUUUAGAGCUGUAAAAAGUUAAUUAGGUGGAUAUUAUUAGUUAAUUAAAUAUGUGAUUUUUGUACAUAUACAAUUGAUUGAUUCCAAAGUAUUGCUUUUGAAAAUUUAAUUUAAAUUAA
Messenger RNA from Helianthus annuus (common sunflower), 839 nucleotides. RefSeq names its product RING-H2 finger protein ATL8. Gene Ontology annotation, biological process: protein ubiquitination. Gene Ontology annotation, molecular function: transferase activity. The coding region runs from base 131 to 691 and encodes 186 amino acids. Lineage: Eukaryota; Viridiplantae; Streptophyta; Magnoliopsida; Asterales; Asteraceae. The record is from RefSeq and is a predicted model, not a curated record. The transcript has a single exon.